UUGGAAAGUGACAUCCUUCAAAAAGGUACAUCAUCUCAUUCAUUUUCAACAUCUUUCCUUUAAAAAAAAAAAAAAACUUCUUUCCUCUCUCUUCCAUACCAAACUUCAUGAUUGAUAUCUUAUUCUGCUUCCUCUAAGUCUUUCCUUGGGAGAUCUCUAAAGUUCUUCGGUUUGUUUGUUCCACACACACUUUCAAGUAAUUUCUCUCUUUCCUUGACAGAUCUCAGUUUGUUUGUUUUCACACUUUCAGAAGAUAGAUUAUAGUUUUGCAGUGAGUCUCUUAGGAUUUGACUACAAAUAUCAUGGCAGAGUUGAUUGGUGGAGCAUUUCUUUCAUCAUUCUUUCAAGUCACUCUUCAGAGCAUUGCCUCAAGAGAUUUCAAAGACCUCUGCAAUAAAAAGUUGGUUAAAAAACUCGAAAUCACAUUGAAUUCUAUCAAUCAAUUGUUGGAUGAUGCAGAGACAAAGAAGUACCAGAACCAAAAUGUUAAGAAUUGGCUUGAUCGUCUAAAACAUGAGGUAUAUGAAGUAGAUCAAUUGUUGGAUGAGUUUGAUACAAGUGUACAACGAAAGAGCAAGGUUCAACACUUCCUUUCAGCUUUCAUUAAUCGAUUUGAAUCUAGGAUCAGAGAUUCGCUAGAUGAACUAAAACUUCUUGCCGAUCAAAAGGAUGUGUUGGGAUUAACACAGAGAAGUUUCCCUAGUUAUGAAGGUGCAGUUAGCCUGCAAUCCUCGAAAAGAUCGCCAACUGCAUCUUUAGUGGAUGAAUCUUCCAUACGUGGUAGAGAAGGUGACAAAGAAGAAUUAAUCAAGUAUUUGCUUUCUUACAACGACAAUGGCAACCAAGUAUCAACUAUCAGCAUAGUGGGUUUGCCUGGGAUGGGGAAGACCACCCUUGCUCAGCUUGUCUACAAUGACCAGAGGAUGGACAAGCAGUUUGAACUUAAAGUUUGGGUCCAUGUAUCUGAGUAUUUUGAUGUUAUUGCACUUACCAAAAUAAUUCUUAGAAAAUUUGAUUCUUCUGCAAAUAGUGAAGACUUGGAUAUACUCCAACGGCAACUGCAAGAAAUAUUAAUGGGCAAGAACUAUCUACUUGUUGUGGAUGAUGUCUGGAAACUGAAUGAGGAAAGUUGGGAGAAGUUACUACUUCCCUUUAACCAUGGAUCUUCUACGAGUAAGAUUAUUGUGACAACACGCGACAAAGAGGUAGCAUUAAUUGUGAAAUCUACAAAGUUAUUUGAUUUGAAACAAUUGGAGAAGAGUGACUGUUGGAGUUUAUUUUCCAGUCUUGCUUUUCCUGGCAAAAAAUUGAGCGAAUACCCAAAUCUUGAAUCAAUUGGCAAAAAUAUUGUAGAUAAGUGUGGAGGGCUGCCUUUAGCUGUGAAAACAUUGGGAAACCUUUUGCGGAAAAAAUAUUCUCAACACGAAUGGGAUAAGAUACUAGAGGCUGACAUGUGGCGGUUAGCUGAUGGUGACAGUAACAUUAACUCGGCAUUGAGAUUGAGUUACCAUAACCUCCCUUCUAAUCUGAAGCGCUGUUUUGCCUACUGCUCUAUAUUUCCUAAGGGUUUUGAGUUUGACAGGGAUGAAUUGAUCAAGCUUUGGAUGGCAGAAGGUUUGCUGAAAUGUUGCAGAAGAGACAAAAGUGAGGAAGAGUUGGGUAAUGAAUUCUUUGAUGAUCUUGAGUCCAUUUCAUUUCUCCAACAAUCACUAGAAGAUCAUAAGAGUAUAGUCAUGCAUGAUCUUGUCAAUGAUUUGGCAAAAUCAGAGUCCCAAGAGUUUUGCUUACAAAUUGAGGGUGAUAGUGUGCAAGAUAUAUCUGAAAGAACACGUCACAUUUGCUGUUAUCUUGAUUUGAAAGAUGGUGCUAGAAUAUUAAAGCAGAUUUAUAAGAUAAAGGGGUUACGCAGCCUGCUGGUAGAAUCACGAGGCUAUGGUAAAGACUGCUUCAUGAUAGACAACAAUUUGCAACGUAAUAUAUUUUCAAAACUAAAAUAUUUGCGGAUGUUGUCAUUCUGCCAUUGUGAACUCAAAGAGCUAGCGGGUGAGAUAGGAAAUCUAAAGCUUUUGCGCUAUCUAAACUUGGCUGGAACAUUAAUUGAAAGGUUGCCUGACUCAAUUUGUAAGCUGAAUAAAUUAGAGACAUUAAUACUAGAAGGCUGUUCUAAAUUGACUAAACUCCCUUCAAAUUUUUACAAACUUGUUUGUUUACGCCAUCUCAAUCUUGAAGGCUGUAAUAUAAAGGAAAUGCCAAAGCAGAUAGGGAGUCUAAUCCAUCUUCAAACGCUGAGUCAUUUUGUUGUGGAAGAGGAGAAUGGGUCUAAUAUUCAGGAGUUGGGUAAGCUCAAUCGUCUUCGAGGGAAACUUUGUAUUUCAGGGUUGGAACAUGUCAUUAAUCCCGAAGAUGCAGCAGGAGCAAAUUUGAAAGAUAAGAAACAUGUAGAAGAAUUAAAUAUGAAAUAUGGUGACAAUUACAAACUCAACAACAACAGAAGUGAAUCCAAUGUGUUUGAGGCUCUUCAACCAAAUAACAACUUGAAUAGGCUUUACAUCUCACAAUACAAAGGUAAAAGCUUUCCAAAGUGGAUAAGGGGUUGUCAUUUACCAAACUUAGUAUCUCUUAAAUUACAGAGCUGUGGAUCAUGUCUCCAUUUGCCACCACUUGGACAGCUCCCGUGUCUCAAGGAGCUUGCUAUCUGUGACUGUCAUGGAAUAAAGAUAAUUGGUGAAGAGUUUCAUGGCAACAAUUCAACAAAUGUUCCGUUCUUGUCCCUUGAAGUUUUGAAAUUUGUGAAGAUGAACAGUUGGGAGGAAUGGUUGUGUCUUGAAGGGUUUCCUUUGCUUAAAGAGCUUUCUAUAAAAAGCUGUCCCGAAUUGAGAAGCGCAUUGCCUCAACACCUUCCUUCUUUACAAAAAUUAGAGAUUAUUGACUGUGAACUGUUAGAGGCAUCGAUUCCCAAGGGUGAUAAUAUCAUAGAGUUAGAUCUACAGAGAUGUGAUCACAUUUUAAUAAAUGAAUUGCCAACCAGCUUGAAAAGGUUCGUCUUUCGUGAAAAUUGGUUCGCCAAGUUCUCCGUGGAGCAAAUUUUAAUCAACAAUACUAUUCUUGAAGAGUUGAAGUUUGAUUUUAUAGGCUCUGUAAAAUGUCUCUCUUUGGAUUUGCGAUGCUAUAGUUCUCUUCGUGAUCUUUCAAUAACAGGAUGGCACUCCUCCUCCUUGCCUUUGGAACUACACCUCUUCACCAAUCUCCAUUCUUUAAAGUUGUACAAUUGUCCGAGGCUGGAUUCAUUUCCUAAUGGUGGUUUGCCUUCCAACUUGAGAGGCCUUGUAAUAUGGAAUUGCCCAGAAUUGAUUGCUUUGAGACAGGAGUGGGGUUUGUUCAGACUCAAUUCCUUGAAAUCAUUCUUUGUUAGCGAUGAGUUUGAAAACGUAGAGUCCUUCCCAGAGGAGAGUCUGCUGCCACCAACUCUUACGUAUCUUAAUUUGAAUAAUUGUUCAAAGCUAAGAAUAAUGAACAACAAGGGUUUUCUCCACCUCAAAUCCCUCAAAGAUCUAUAUAUUGUCGACUGCCCUAGUCUUGAGUGCUUGCCAGAGAAGGAGGGUCUACCCAACUCCCUUUCUAAUUUGUACAUUCUAAAUAGUCCAUUACUUAAGGAGAAGUACCAAAACAAGAAAGAAGAGCCGUGGGAUACAAUUUGUCACUUUCCUGAUGUGUCGAUUGACGAAAAUUUGCAGCAGGAACCUAUUGAUGCCUUAGAGGCAACAGGAGGUCGCGAUUAAUCUGCGACUGUGAAUAAUAAGACUGUGUAUUGGUGAAUGAUCUUGCCAUUCCUGCCAAUGAAGCACAAGGACAUUGUUAAUAAUUCCAUCAAUUCGAAAAUAUGUAAAUAAAUAAUUCUAUGAAUUUCAACAAUUUUUUCUUCUUGUGUUGUUAACAAGUGUCUGUAUUUCUUCUAUGUUAACUCCCAUACACCCUUUUAUUUUGAGUCUCUUUAGUGUUAAUUAUCCAGUUUCCAUUUGUCAUUGUGUGACUUGUGUCUGUCUACAAAACAUGAAUCAUGAGAAAAGAAGAAAGUCGGUAGCUAGCUUGCAUCAACCAAUUACAAGCUAUAACCACAUUUUCACACACUCCAUCGGUUCAACAAGAUUUGCUCCAGCUUGCCCUUUAAAGAAAGUCUUGCCUAAUCAGAGAACACAUCAUACUUUAGAAAAGAAGCCAAUUUCAACAAAGAGAUCACGACUGUAGUUUGAUCAACUAGAGUGCUGAAGAGAAAAGAGGAAGAAGAAUAGGAGGAAAAUCUCAGAAGAUGGCGAUAAGGAAAAAUAUCCAAGUUCAAAGAGGGAAAAGACCAAGAAAUGAGUAAAGAACAAUGUUUUUUUUUUUAGCAUUUGCUUAGUAUGGAUCAUUGUUAGUGAUAACAUGAUGAGUGGGCAAGGUCAACCAAGUAGAGCAAGAGUGACAUACCAAGCCCAAAGAAUUGAUGUCGGGUGGCGACAGGGGGUACGGUUCUGGGAUGAUGUUGUAAUCAGAAUUGUAGUAUUUAAGUAUAAGUUGUGCACUGUAAACCCUAAUCUUUCAUUGAUAAUACAAAGGAACUGCAGCUUCUCUACAGUCGGAGACGUAGGCAAUAUUGGCCGAACUUCGUUACCAAACAUUGUGUUUUCGCUAUUUGUGUUUUUGAACUGGUUUGCUGUUCUAACAUAUAUUUAUUGGCAACACACAAUGUUUACAUUGGAAGGGAAUCCAUUUUAAACUGUCACAUUCCACUCAAA
This is a messenger RNA of Medicago truncatula (barrel medic), 4772 nucleotides long. Its product is annotated as putative disease resistance RPP13-like protein 1. The transcript has 6 exons. The record is from RefSeq and is a predicted model, not a curated record. Gene Ontology annotation, molecular function: ADP binding. The coding region runs from base 303 to 3779 and encodes 1158 amino acids. Lineage: Eukaryota; Viridiplantae; Streptophyta; Magnoliopsida; Fabales; Fabaceae.